This is a messenger RNA of Nanorana parkeri, 1882 nucleotides long. RefSeq names its product SLU7 homolog, splicing factor (gene SLU7). Gene Ontology annotation, biological process: mRNA splicing, via spliceosome. Gene Ontology annotation, molecular function: pre-mRNA 3'-splice site binding. Bases 31 to 1752 code for a protein of 573 amino acids. The record is from RefSeq and is a predicted model, not a curated record. Gene Ontology annotation, cellular component: spliceosomal complex. The transcript has 16 exons. Lineage: Eukaryota; Metazoa; Chordata; Amphibia; Anura; Dicroglossidae.
GGUGGGUGGUGUGUCGAGAAUUACUCCAAGAUGUCGGGAGGCACAGUCCUUGUUGCGCCGGGUGAAUCUUCUGGCAUGGAGGAGCCAAAAAAGAUGACCAGGGAAGACUGGAGAAAGAAAAAGGAACUUGAAGAACAGCGGAAGUUGGGUAAUGCCCCGGCUGAAGUGGAUGAAGAAGGAAAGGACAUCAACCCUCACAUCCCUCAGUAUAUUUCCUCAGUCCCCUGGUAUGUAGAUCCUUCCAAAAGGCCAACUCUGAAGCACCAGAGGCCCCAGGAUGAGAAGCAGAAAGAGUACACACUAUUGGGGGAAUGGUUCAGAAAAGGAGUUAAGGAGGGGAUAAUUGCAACAAAAUAUCGGCAGGGAGCUUGUGACAACUGUGGCUCUAUGACACAUAAGAGGAAGGACUGUUUUGAGAGACCUCGUAAAGUUGGAGCCAAAUUCAACGGUAUGAAUAUCGCUCCAGAUGAGCAUGAGCAACCACAGCUUAUGUUGGAUUAUGAUGGCAAGAGAGACCGGUGGAAUGGCUAUAACCCAGAAGAACACCAGAAGAUAGUAGAAGAGCAUGCCAAAGUGGACUUGGCAAAACGUACAUUGAAGGCUCAGAAACUGCAGGAGGAGCUGGCAUCAGGAAAGCUUUCAGAACAAGUUAGUUCUCCAAGACACCAGUGGGGAGAAGAGGAACAGAAUGCUCAGAACGAUGGAGACCGUAACAGUGAAGAUGAGGAUGAGGAUAAAUACGCAGAUGACAUUGAUAUGCCUGGACAGAACUUUGAUUCCAAGAGACGAAUUACAGUCAGAAACCUGCGUAUUCGUGAGGAUACUGCCAAGUACUUGAGGAAUUUGAAUCCAAACUCUGCAUACUAUGAUCCCAAAACCAGAGCCAUGAGAGAAAAUCCGUAUUCUGAUGCAGGAAAGAAUCCAGACGAUGUCAGCUAUGCUGGUGAUAAUUUUGUACGUUACUCUGGAGCCACAAUUGCUAUGGCACAGACACAGUUGUUCGCCUGGGAGGCCUAUGAAAAAGGAUCCGAUGUCCAUCUUCAGGCUGAUCCCACCAAACUGGAAGUUUUAUGCAAAUCUUUUAAAGUAAAGAAGGAGGACUUCAAGGAUGAACAGAAAAAGAGCAUCCUGGAAAGAUACGGAGGUCAGGAACACCUUGAUACUCCACCUGUGGAGCUCCUUUUGGCUCAGACUGAGGACUACGUGGAGUACUCCAGACAUGGCACUGUCAUAAAGGGACAGGAGAAAGCAGUAGUACGUUCCAAGUAUGAGGAGGAUGUUCUUAUCAAUAAUCACACGUGUAUUUGGGGCUCAUACUGGAAAGACGGAUGGUGGGGCUACAAAUGUUGCCACUCAUUUGUUAAGAUGUCUUAUUGCACCGGCGAAGCUGGGAAAAACAUCAGUAACGUUGAUCUUUGUGAAGAGGAAUUGCAAGAACCAGAGGAGAUGGCUAAACCAAAGACCCUAGUGGAGAUCCACCAGGAAAAGAUGAAAAAGAAAAAGAAGAAGCACCGUAAGAGUGGAGAUUCUGACAGUGAAAGUGAUGAGAAGAAGAAGGAGAAGCUAAAGAAGGCUUUGAACGCUGAGGAGGCACGUCUUAAGCAGGUACAGGAAAUGAUGCAGGUGGAUGAGAGGAAGAGAGCAUACAACUGUAUGUAUGAGACACGGGAACCUACAGAAGAAGAGAUGGAGGCAUUCAGAAUGAAACGCCAACGGCCGGAUGACCCAAUGGCCUCCUUCCUGGGACAAUAGUGGAGGGCGUCUGCAACAUUUUGUAGAAUCCUUUAUUGCUAGACAAUAUCUCUGUUUAAUUGCAAAACAACAUGUGCAAUAAAUCUCUUGAUUAUACUGUGUAUAGAUGUAUAUUUCUGUUCUCAAUAAA